Recurvomyces mirabilis is the source of this 1062-nucleotide messenger RNA. RefSeq lists its product as uncharacterized. The record is from RefSeq and is a predicted model, not a curated record. The coding region runs from base 1 to 1062 and encodes 353 amino acids. The transcript is spliced from 2 exons. Lineage: Eukaryota; Fungi; Ascomycota; Dothideomycetes; Mycosphaerellales; Teratosphaeriaceae.
AUGCCUCCCUACGACCUCAAAAUCUCACUCGAAAACCAAGAAGACCAGUGGUUAGAAAUCUGCGUCGAAAUCCUCGUGGACAAAAUAAGCAAGCAUCUCGACAUGCCUCUCUCGGACGACUUCAUUCGGCAGAAGAUCGAAGAAGCAGAAAAAGAGCUCGCCCUCGACCGAGCGAAACGGGGCCUUUUACCCGGCCAGCAGGAGGAUGAGGGAAUAGUCCCCUACGAAGAAGAAAUGGACGAUCGACCCUUCAUUGCGAAUUAUGCGCGGCGGAUGGAGGGAUCAUUCUAUACGCCGCUGGAACUGGCGAAUGUGCCGGCUUUCUUGGCGCAAGGGGGGCCGAGGAGGAGUUUGAAGGAGAUGGAGGCGGCAAUGGAUAAUUGGAGGCCGUGUCGGGUGGUGAAGGGGUGUGUUUGGCCAGCCAAUCCUAUGGGGGAGUCUACGAGGAGUGGUGGGGGGGUGAGAUAUUCUUUUGGGGCUGUGGAUGCUGGGGCCAGGGGAAUGGAGAGAAGGGUUGGGGGGUUGAGGGAGUAUGUGGAGAGGAAUGGGGGUGGCUUGAUGGGUAUCGAGAGACGCCAGAGGGUCGCGGAAACGGUUCAGAGGAAGGUGGCGAGGCCGGUGGCGAAAAGCAAGACUGAAGAUGCGGAACAAGAAGAGAUUUCUUGGGAGACCGACGAAGAAUUCGAAGCUUGGAUUGCGCUGUGGGAUCAGGAGCAGAUCGAGAAGCAAGCACGUGAGCGGGAGAACAAGAAACGUGGGAAGGUGAAACAGGAAGCUGCGAUUGUGUCUUCCCUGUUCCUACCAAAACAAGAAAGCACGAUUGAGGACAAGGAUACAGAGUCGGACUCUGGAGACAGCGUACACACGGUCAUCGGACCUGGCGAAAAGCGCUCCUCGGCCAACGAGCUCACACAUCCCACUACCGCAACCCCUGCAUUCCACCCCAAGGCCACAACCAACGAGAACACCGCUCCACCAAGACGCCACCGCCGUCGUCACCACUCCCGUACCUCCUCUACAUCCUCCACUUCCUCGACAGGAACCGCGAUUCACCGAAAGUAA